AGUGCGAGAAAAAUGCCAAGUUGGAUUUUCGUAGCGAUCGCUUGCUGCUUGGUCAGUGAACUACAAGCACAAACCAACUACUGCACCACAACCUACUGCAAAGCUGGCCUUCUGAACGUUGGUUGUAACCCUCCUGGAUCGCCCGGAGGCACCGGAUGCGCUGGGAAGAGUCCCGCGGUGGUAGAAAUUACACCCGCUCUACAGACUGUGAUACUUUCCGAACAUAACACUCGCCGUUCGCAGCUUGCUCUGGGACAGUUGGAAUCAUUCCUACCAGCGAUUCGCAUCCCCACAAUCUCCUGGGAUACGGAGUUGGCAAACCAGGCUGGUAAUAAUGCACGUAGCUGCGUCUAUGGUCACGAUCGUUGUCGUAAUACUGCCGUGUACGCAUGGGCUGGACAAAACAUCGCCAUAUCACAGUUUUACGGGAUGACCAAGACAAAUGAGCAGCUGCUUAAGGAAGGUAUAAAUUCUUGGUGGAGUGAGUACAAUGUUACCACACAAGCUCAACUGAACAGCUAUCCAAAAGCAUAUACUGGACCGGCCAUUGGACAUUUCACGCAGAUGGCGAACGAUCAAACGGAUAAGCUAGGAUGCGCUAUGCAGUACUGGUUGGAUGGUGAUUUCGAGACGUUCUAUCUGGUUUGUAACUAUGCCGUCACCAACAUCGCGGAACGUCCAACAUAUAAGAGUGGAACGGUGGCUUCCGGAUGCACUACUGGGCGCAAUCCUACUGCUGCUUUGAAUGGUCUGUGUUCGACAGCAGAAACGAUCAAUCCUGUACCGAACUAA
This is a messenger RNA of Anopheles maculipalpis, 792 nucleotides long. RefSeq names its product antigen 5 like allergen Cul n 1-like. The transcript is spliced from 3 exons. Lineage: Eukaryota; Metazoa; Arthropoda; Insecta; Diptera; Culicidae. The coding region runs from base 13 to 792 and encodes 259 amino acids. The record is from RefSeq and is a predicted model, not a curated record.